Molecule: messenger RNA, 1521 nt
Organism: Cryptococcus wingfieldii CBS 7118
Lineage: Eukaryota; Fungi; Basidiomycota; Tremellomycetes; Tremellales; Cryptococcaceae
Exons: 2
Coding region: 1-1521 (506 amino acids)
Source: RefSeq, a predicted model, not a curated record
AUGGAACGACAUAUUUUGGCUCCAAAUCUUUGUCCGAGCUCCGUGACAGCGUCGAGUGAGAGCCCGAGGCCAGGCCCGCCUUCGCCGAGUGUUACUGACUGGAUGUUCACCUAUAGUAGAACUGUCGCCAAGGGAACAGCCCUCAUCACCACUUGGAAGAUAGACAACCGCUGUCCAGGUCUGCUCCUAUACCCUGAAGGAUCUUAUGAGGUCUUGUCCAGUUUGAUGGAGCGUGCUUACAUUGCACAGCAUAAGCCAACCGUCUUGUUGCACCGAACGCUUCAGUCCCUCAAUGGCGUACCCACCCCACUGUCGACGCCGGACUACGAGACCCUUGUAGGAAUGUUACGAGCUGCACAAAUGUCAGACAACGCAAGCGGAAGGGGGGUAUUCGGCUCUCUGGGGGGAUAUGAUCUCACUCUGAAGGCGGUCCAGUCUGCACGGGAGAGGCAACUAUCAGAGGGAGGCGAGGAUGGCAAUGCAAUGUUCGAUUUGGAUCUCAGAGCGGUGCCCUUCUCUAUCGGCGCGCCUCGUAGGUCGGGAUGGAGCACCAGGAAAGAGCCUGGUAAGGAGCUUGGUGUUUGGGCCGGGGUAAAGAUGAGAGAAGCACAUCAAGAGGACCCAGGUACUACCACCGUCGUCCUUGAGCUCAAAGACCCCAGAUCCCAGAGCGCUUUCUUCUUUAACGAUUCGGACACGAGAAGAAAGUUGACAAAGAAAAUCAGACACACGGCAGAAGAGUCCUAUCACCUCUUCCAGGUUGAGCGCAUCUGCACACUAGAUGAUACGCUUGCCGGUAGGCACACAUAUUUAGAUUUCACUCCGCGUGAUGAUGAAGCUUCAAAGCGUUUCGCCCGGACCGCUCAACAUGCCCCGGAACACGAGCUCUGGAUGUAUGAUACAUUCUUGGCGACUGCUGCCAAACAAAGAGCUUUAUCCAAGCUAGAGACACAUUCGUUGGUGGCUCCCAAGCUACGAGAUCAAUACUGUCAGUCGACAGAUGAGAAGGGGCUCUUUGAACACAGUGCCUACACACCAUACGCCAGCAGCAGACCGUCCGAUUACAUCCAAUAUGAGGACAAAGACUUCAAGCAGUGGAAGAACGAACUCUUGGCUGCGAACCAACAAAGCGCUCCUCUUAAAUGGACAAGCAUUCCUUAUGAAGGGCACGCGUCGCUACUGGAUGAUGUGAAUCUAAUUAUAGAAGACGAUAAAGGCCUUGAAGUGUAUGCGCGAAGGUAUGGAGAAGGCAACGACAUACCGAAUCAACCAGCCACAAUCGCCGAAAUGUUUGAAGAUGCUGAACCAUUGGAGUAUUUCUUGACGAAGUCUCAUAGGGAUAGCCACCUCAGUCCCGAGGAGCUGGAGGGAGAAAUGCCCCCAGCGGCUUUUGAGAAAUGGACAGAGCUGAAAGAAGGCCAGGCAGGAACGGAUACUGAAGGGAAGGAUGUUCGGGAUUACCAAAAGUAUCUGAUGGGGUAUUUGGAGGCCAACCCCGAUGCUCGUUCAAUGUCCGCUUGA